This is a messenger RNA of Magallana angulata, 1383 nucleotides long. RefSeq lists its product as uncharacterized. The record is from RefSeq and is a predicted model, not a curated record. Gene Ontology annotation, molecular function: zinc ion binding. NCBI's taxonomy places the organism in Eukaryota, Metazoa, Mollusca, Bivalvia, Ostreida, Ostreidae. Bases 1 to 1383 code for a protein of 460 amino acids. The transcript has 4 exons.
AUGAUUUUUAAUGAUGAUGAAGUUGAUCGAUUUUCGAAGGAUGAAAACAUCAAAUGUACGUUAUGUAUUGAAUCAGAUAUUGAAAAAAUUGCAACACUCAUUUGCAAGGCAGAGAAAAAAUUUCUCUGCAAUGAGUGUGGAAACAACCAUAAGCUCGACGAAUCCACAAAACAUCAUAAGAUAGCAAGACUUCAAGAUGACAAAAUGAUUUGCGACCUUUGUCUAGACUCCUCAAUCCCUGGUUAUGGCUUUUGCCUAGAUUGCGAACAUCCUGAAGUUCUUUGCCUACCCUGCUCUAAGAGACAUUGUUCAAACGAAGAAUUUGCAAAUCAUGAAAUAUGUAAUGAUUUGAAUUUGAUGACAACAUGCGAAAGAUCUAAAGAUAUUUCUGAAGACAUUAAUGAUAAGCAAAUAGAAGCAAACUUAACAAGUUCACCUAAGAGAACGAUAUUUGCAAAGGAAAUAUGCUUCCAAUGCCAUGAAGAAGAACACUUUGUCAAGUAUAUAUGCAAUUCAUGCAAGAUGAGACUGUGCACCGACUGCUUCUCUGCACACCAAUCUGAAGACCAUAAUGUAAUACCAAUUGAAGACUUUUUGGGUAACAAGUUUCAAUGUCUUACUUGCAAUUUGAAUGCCUCCUUUCACUGUCAGUCCUGCAAUUCGGACUACUGUGAUGAUUGUCGAGUAGAUCAUCAGGCAAAUGGGUUACUGGAUCAUGAGUGGAUUGAUAUUUUAUCCCAUGCAUUAAUAAUUAAGGAUAUGCAUGUACCUGUAUGCAGCAGAUGUGUAGAUGAAAAUGAAGCACGUUUUCCUGCAACUGCUUAUUGCCUUUUAUGUAGUUCUGAGUCACCUCUAUGUGACAAAUGUUCUAAAGAGCAUCUGCUUCAAUUUCAAAACCACAUUCUGUGUUAUGACAUUGAAAGUUUAAUGAAUGAAAAGAGAGUUAACAAAGUGCAAGAAGUAAGUUCACCUAAAGAUAAAGCACUUAAAUGCACAACUUGUGCAAUCGAUAACAAGAAUAAUGAUGCAACAAGUUUUUGCUUGAAAUGUCAAGAUCCAGAACCAAUGUGUGACAGAUGUGCCAGGCGACACAUUCGAAAACGUAAACGCAAAAAUCAAGACCAUGAAAUUUGUCGAGAUUUACACAAAUUUGGUACUCAAGAGCUUAUAAAAUAUAUUCCAUGCGAACCAUGCGAGUUUGAAAGCACAGAAAAUGCUGCUACACACUUUUGCCUAAAUUGUAAGGAACCUGAGCCAAUGUGUCAUGUAUGUGCAAACCAACACAUUAAGCAAAGAGCAGGACGAGGCCAUCGCUUAAGUGAUACCAUUUCCAACAUGCCAGGAUACGAAAAAAAAGUUAUUCUUAAACAUGCUGAAAGGUAA